CAGUGGGACAGGACCAGGGCACCCCUCCCUCCUACUGAAAUAUCACAUUAAACCAUAACAAGAUGGCCUCCUUGUCAGUGGAUCCAGUGACGGAGCCACGGAUGUACCAGCAAACGCUCCUACAAGAUGGGCUCUGCAAUCUCCUGGAUGUUAACAAGUUUGUGGACUGUGUUCUGAAGAUCAAAGACAAAGAGUUUCCUUGCCAUCGGCUAGUGCUAGCCGCUAGCAGCCCUUACUUCAAAGCCAUGUUCCUUUCGGACCUGGAAGAGAGCAAAAAGUGGGAGAUUGUACUAAAAGACAUCAAACCUGGGGUCAUGGGAAUGAUCCUGAGGUACAUAUACACCUCGGAUAUCAACCUGACUGAGCAUAACGUCCAAGACAUUUUCAUGGUGGCCAACAUGUACCAGAUUCCAUCAAUCUUCAGCAUGUGUGUGUCAUAUCUGCAGCAGAAGCUGGUUCUCAGUAACUGUCUGGCCAUCUUUAGAUUAGGACUGUUGCUGGACUGUCCGCGUUUGGCUAUGGAGGCGCGGGACUUCAUCUGUGACCGGUAUGCCCUCAUCACUCGGGACCAGGACAUCCAUCAGUUGGGUCCCGGUGAGCUGGCUGCAAUCAUCACAUGUGACUCCCUGAAUGUGGAACGAGAAGAGUUGGUGUUUGAAUCUCUCAUGGAGUGGGUGGAGUAUGACACGAACGAGAGAUUGAAGGACCUGCCACAACUUCUACACUGCGUACGUUUCCGUCUUAUGCCAACAAGUUACUUUAAAGAGAAAGUCGAGGGGCACCGAUUGAUCAGGACGAAUCAGGAGCUCAAGAAGGAGCUUCAGAUUGUCAAGGAUGCACAGAGAGGACUGCUACACAGGGUCAAAAGGGUCAAGAAGGAAGACGAGACGGUGGAUUCUGAGCAUGAGGAUGAGGAGGGUUUGCUGCCGGGGAUCCUAAAUGACAAUCCACGUUUUGGAAUGUUUCAAACAGAUCUUAUAUUGAUGAUUAGCGAUACAGGAACGGUAGCAUACGAUGUUGGCACAAACGAGUGCUAUGUGGCGUCUUCAUCCACUGAGAUCCCUAAAAACCACUGCAGUCUUGUCACGAAGGAAAAUCAGAUCUUUGUCGCUGGAGGUCUGAUGUUCAAUGAGGAGAACAAAGAACAGCAGUUCAGCUCAUACUUUCUUCAGUUUGAUCCCAUGAGCUCUGAAUGGUUGGGGAUGCCCUCACUACCAGACCCUCGCUGUCUGUUUGGUCUGGCUGAGGCUGAGAACUCCAUCUAUGUGAUGGGAGGAAAAGAGCUGAAGGAGGGAGAACAUGCACUCGAUUCUGUUAUAGUCUACGACAGACAGUGA
This is a messenger RNA of Sinocyclocheilus grahami, 1337 nucleotides long. RefSeq names its product kelch-like protein 40a. Lineage: Eukaryota; Metazoa; Chordata; Actinopteri; Cypriniformes; Cyprinidae. The transcript has 2 exons. The coding region runs from base 63 to 1337 and encodes 424 amino acids. Gene Ontology annotation, molecular function: protein binding. The record is from RefSeq and is a predicted model, not a curated record.